Messenger RNA from Nymphaea colorata (pocket water lily), 2354 nucleotides. RefSeq lists its product as uncharacterized. Gene Ontology annotation, biological process: glucan catabolic process. The transcript is spliced from 8 exons. The record is from RefSeq and is a predicted model, not a curated record. Bases 54 to 2036 code for a protein of 660 amino acids. Lineage: Eukaryota; Viridiplantae; Streptophyta; Magnoliopsida; Nymphaeales; Nymphaeaceae. Gene Ontology annotation, molecular function: beta-glucosidase activity.
UUCGUUAUUCGCUUCCUCUCGUUCCUAAGCUUUCUUCCCCUCAGAAGACGAGCAUGGCCGCCAAGAAAAACCAUCCCGUCUUCCUUCUUCUGCGCCUGCUGCUGCUCUCAAUCAUAUCGAUGAAGGUGGCAAUGGCGGAAGUGGUGACCCCGCCGCUGCUGCCGUACAAGAACCCAACCCUCCCCGUCGAAGCACGCGUCAACGACCUCCUCUCCCGGAUGACUCUCGCUGAGAAGAUCGGCCAGAUGACGCAGAUUGACCGCUCCGUCGCCUCACCCGCUGUUCUCCGCUCCCAGUUCAUCGGGAGCGUUCUGAACGGAGGAGGGAGCAACCCGGCAGAGGAUGCCACGCCGGAGAUGUGGGCGGAUAUGAUCGACGGCUUCCAGGAGUCUGCGAUGGACACGCGACUGGGGAUCCCUGUCAUCUACGGCACCGACGCCGUCCACGGCCAUAACAACGUCGUCGGAGCUACCGUCUUCCCUCACAACGUUGGCCUCGGCGCGGCAAGGGAUAAAGACCUCAUGAGGAGGAUAGGGAUCGCAACGGCGCUUGAGCUCCGGGCAACCGGAAUCCCGUACACAUUUGCUCCUUGUCUUGCGGUGUGCAGGGACCCGAGAUGGGGACGGUGCUACGAAAGCUACAGUGAAGAUACGGAGGUAGUGAGGAGUAUGGCGGAGAUCAUAAUUGGUCUUCAAGGCUCUCCACCAUCUGGCCACCCCAGAGGAUACCCUUUCAUAGCUCAAGGAGGCAACAGCGUGGCGGCGUGUGCUAAGCAUUUCACCGGCGACGGUGGGACGGUGAGGGGCAUCAACGAGAACAAUACGAUAGCAAGCUACCCGGAGCUCUUUCACGUUCACAUCAAGCCGUACCUCGAUGCCGUCGCCAUGGGUGUCUCCACGGUCAUGGUCUCCUAUUCGAGCUGGAACGGCGUCAAGAUGCACGCCAAUCCCUACCUCCUCACCAGGGUCCUCAAACAAGAAAUAGGCUUCCAGGGGUUUCUGAUCUCCGACUGGGAGGGCGUUGAUCGGAUAACCAGCCCACCAGGUCGGGACUACAAGACCAGUGUCCUAGCAGCCAUCAUCGCCGGGAUCGACAUGAUUAUGGUUCCUUACGACUAUGUGCGCUUCAUAGGAGAUGUCACCGAUCUGGUGGCUGAGGGCCGAAUCCCAAUGAGCCGCAUCGACGACGCAGUCAGCCGGAUACUCAGGGUCAAGUUCGUUGCCGGUUUGUUUGAACAGCCCCGGGCGAAUCGAACCCUCUUGAACCAAGUCGGGCACAAGGACCACCGGGAGCUGGCUAGGGAGGCAGUAAGGAAGAGCCUGGUUCUGCUGAAGAACGGGAAGAACAAGCCCAUGCUGCCCCUUAGCAGGAAAGCACCAAGGAUUCUGGUUGCGGGGACGCACGCCCACGACGUCGGUUAUCAGUGUGGUGGAUGGACGGUCUCCUGGCAGGGCGGCAGCGGCAACACCACCAGCGGGACGACCAUCUUGGAAGGUAUAAAGGAAGCGGUAAGCAAGCGGACGGAAGUGGUCUACGAGCAACGGCCGAAUGAAGCCUUCUUCAGGAACGCCAAGAACUUCUCCUACGCCAUCGUGGUGGUAGGGGAGCUCCCCUAUGCCGAGACGGACGGCGACGAUCCCAACCUGGUGCUGCCGCUCGGUGGCGACAAGAUCAUCGAAGACGUUUGCUCGAGAAUUCGGUGCCUCGUGAUCUUGAUCUCCGGGCGGCCCCUCGUCGUGGAGCCGUACUUGGACUCCAUCGACGCGCUGGUGGCCGCUUGGCUACCCGGCAGCGAGGCAGGACCAGGUAUAGCGGACGUCAUCUUCGGUAAGUACGACUUCCAGGGGAAACUGCCCAGAACGUGGUUCCGUCGGGUCGAUCAGCUGCCCAUGAACGUGGACGACGCGCACUACGACCCGCUCUUCCCCUUCGGCUUCGGCCUCAGAAUGAAGGUCCGGUCACGGCACCCUUCCCCCGACGGCAUCUCCUUUUCUUCUACAGCAGCGUCGUCUUCUUCUUUCUUUCCUUCUUAUUGAUAUGGUAACCGUCGUUUGUAAAGGUCAUUUUUUCUGGGCUCCUUGUGCCAAUCGUUGCAUAAAUGUGGCCCAUUUGUUUGUGGCUGCUUCGCGCUGUGGACAAAAUUUGUUACGAGUCGGGAGAUAAUGAUGUGUACUUACUAGUUAUGGUAAUGUGUCUUAUAUGCUCUAGUUACCAGAGCAGACGUAUACUGCCUGCUAUUUGUAUCGCAUAUUUUGAAGCUAAAGAUUGGAGAGGGGUUUACUACACGUGGCCUGGAUGCAGGUUUGUAAUCCAGGCCCCAACGCCACGUGAACCAUCUUUUUCAUUGCUUUUUU